Cyphellophora attinorum is the source of this 750-nucleotide messenger RNA. RefSeq lists its product as uncharacterized. The transcript has a single exon. NCBI's taxonomy places the organism in Eukaryota, Fungi, Ascomycota, Eurotiomycetes, Chaetothyriales, Cyphellophoraceae. The record is from RefSeq and is a predicted model, not a curated record. The coding region runs from base 1 to 750 and encodes 249 amino acids.
AUGAAAUACUUUCAAUACAUUGCCGUUACGGCCCUGUCGUCGCUAUUGGUGUCGACGGUAGUUGCUGACCCUCUCGACGAUGCCAUCGCUCUCUUUCGCCGACAAUCCGUCAAUCUGUCGACUGGUGUGACCUCCGACACAGACACCACUCCUUCGACUACACCUUCAGCAACGCCUACUUCAUCGCCCUCAGCGACACCCACAAGCAGUCCAACAGACGAUGUGAUCUCGACUACCACUGAGAUCAGCACCUCAACGCGUCCUCAAUCUACUACCGCAUCUGAAGAGUCUCAGACGUCGGCGGCAGAGUCCUCCUCCACACCGGCGUCCACUCGCGUACCGACCAGUGUCACUUCUGAGAUUGCUGUCACAUUCACCACCAUCACCAACGGCGUCACUAGCGUCGGCACCAAGACCUCCAGCACAGUCAUCCCCACGUCGACCGACGUCGAUUCAUCCUCGCUAGCCAGUAACAACAGCAGCGGUGGCGGCGGGCUUAGUGAUACUGCAAAGAAGACAAUUGGAGGUGUUGUUGGCGGUGUUGGCGGUGCACUUCUGCUGGCUGGUCUCGGCUAUACGGCAUGGCGCAUCUGGGGCAAGAACCGCAAUCUACACGAUGGAGAUGCCUACGAUCCGAACCAGGCUCAAGAGAAGCUGUCCGGCAGCACUGACAACACUGCUACGCCCUUCAGUCGGACUCUUGAUCAAUACCACCAGCCAGGACCGGUCAACCAGGCUUCCAACUUCUGA